AUGACCCAAAAGAACACAUCUGGAAAGUUGAUGAAUAUUUUAUUGGGAUCCUCCCCUGAGACUUUCAGGAUAAAAAUGAAACACUUCUUAUUUUUGGCUGCUGCUGCUGGAUUUCUGCCUGGUUUGAUUAUAAGAAUAUGUAAAGUUUCAUAUGAGACAGUCCUUACUGAGUCACUAGCUGUCCAAAAAGAAAUUAUUGAUUUACAUAACACCAUCAGGAGAGCAGUGAGACCAAGAGCCAGCAACAUGCUGAAAAUGAGUUGGAAUAACGAAGCUGCAAACAAUGCCAGAGAAUUGGCAAAGCAUUGUGACAUGGCACAGAGCAACGCACUUAAGAGAAGAAUUACAAAUACUUUUUGUGGCGAAAACAAGUAUUUGACUCCUUAUCCUAUCACAUGGACAGACGUGAUUGGAUUCUGGCACAAUGAAUCUAAAUAUUUUGACUAUGGUGUCUGGGCAGAUGAUGACCAAACAGUUGAUCAUUACACUCAGAUUAUUUGGUCUUCCUCUUACCUCAUUGGCUGUGGUGUGUCAUCAUGCUGCCAAAAACUGACACCUCAAUUCCUCUAUGUUUGUCACUAUUGCCAUGAGGGAAAUGAGCCUGAACUAAGGAGUAUGCCUUAUAUUAUAGGAGAUUCAUGUCAAGAUUGUCCAAAAAACUGUGAAGACAAACUUUGUACUAACCCCUGCACCUAUUAUGAUGAAUACACUGACUGCGAUAUACAGAAAGUGGUUCCUGGAUGCCGCGCCCUGUCAGUCACACUACAAUGCAAAGCCACUUGCCUUUGCACCACUGAGAUCAAGUAA
Molecule: messenger RNA, 807 nt
Organism: Myotis davidii
Lineage: Eukaryota; Metazoa; Chordata; Mammalia; Chiroptera; Vespertilionidae
Gene: CRISP1
Product: cysteine rich secretory protein 1
Exons: 8
Coding region: 1-807 (268 amino acids)
Biological process (GO): binding of sperm to zona pellucida
Cellular component (GO): extracellular region
Source: RefSeq, a predicted model, not a curated record